Messenger RNA from Salvia hispanica, 2119 nucleotides. The record is from RefSeq and is a predicted model, not a curated record. NCBI's taxonomy places the organism in Eukaryota, Viridiplantae, Streptophyta, Magnoliopsida, Lamiales, Lamiaceae.
AUAACCUUCUUUCUUCUCCCUUUCUCACUUAAUUUAUUCAAACUAUUCUUUUCCCAUCUCUCUCAAUUUACUAAACCGCAAAACCCCCCAAAAUCGGUAAGUAAAUUCCUCCAAUCCCUUCCAUUAUUCAUCGAUUCUUUAGUUUUGCAUGUUAAUUUUUGAGAUCUGAGCAAAAGAUUUAAUCUUGCUGAAUUAUUUUAGAUAGAAAUUUGGUGUUUUCCUUUGAUUUGGUGUGUUUGAUGAGGAGAGAAUCUAGUAUGGCCGGUGUUAGGUGGACCGACGAAGAUAGGGCUAUGGCUUCUGCCGUUUUAGGUAGCAAAGCAUUCGAUUACUUGAUUUCAAACAAGGUUUCUGCGGAAUGCUCUUUAAUGUCGAUUAGCAAUGAUGAGAAUUUGCAGAAUAAGCUCUCAGAUCUUGUAGAACAUCCCAAUUUGUCCAAUUUCAGUUGGAAUUACGCAAUUUUCUGGCAAAUUUCUAGGUCAAAAAUUGGGGAUUUAGUGUUGGGGUGGGGGGACGGGUGCUGUCGGGAGCCCCGGGACGAGGAGGAGGAUUCCGAUGUUACUCGGUUCCUCAGGCUCCGGCAGGAGGACGAGUGCCAGCAGCGGAUGCGGAAGCGGGUGCUGCAGAAGCUGCAUAUCUCGUUCGGGGGGAGCGAGGACGAGAGCUACGCGUUUGGGUUGGAUAGGGUGACGGAUGCCGAGAUGUUCUUCUUGGCGUCGAUGUAUUUUUCGUUUAGUCGAGGGGAAGGGGGGCCGGGGAGGUGUUUUAGCUCGGGGGAGCAUUUGUGGUUGAGCGAUGCGUUUAAGUCGCCCGUGGAUUAUUGCGUUCGCUCAUUUUUGGCGAGGAAUGCGGGGGUGCAGACCGUUGUGUUGGUUCCGACGGAUAUUGGUGUGGUGGAGUUGGGCUCAGUUAGGUGUGUUCCGGAGAAUGUGGAGGUGUUGAGGGCCGUUAGGUCGUCUUUCUCUUCGUUGUCGGGGAUUUUUAAGUCCAAGAAAGUUGCGGUGAAUGAGAGGUCCAAGGGUUUUGUAGUCGAGCAAGUGGUUCCUAAGGUUUUCGGGCAAGAUUUAUGCUCUGGUCGUGUGGAAUUGAAGGGGAAUGGCGAUGUUAGGAAGGUUGAAUAUGGGACGAUUAAUGGGAACGGGAACGGUUUGGUGUGGAGACAGUACGCGAACGCUAAGCCUGCAACCCCGGUGGAGGUUUAUAAUCCUCCAAGGCAAGUAAAACAUCCGUUGAACGGGUUGAACGGGCAGAACCGGAAACCAGCGCAAAUGCAGAUUGAUUUUGGCGCGAAUUCGCGACCACAGAGCACAGAGGCAGAGCACUCUGACAUUGAAGUUCCGUGUAUCGAAGAGAGCAUGCUGGUAUCAGAAGACAACAGGCCAAGGAAGCGUGGCCGGAAGCCCGCCAACGGGAGGGAGGAGCCCCUCAAUCACGUGGAGGCGGAGAGGCAGCGACGCGAGAAGCUGAACCAGCGUUUCUACGCGCUGAGAGCGGUGGUUCCGAAUAUUUCCAAGAUGGACAAAGCUUCCCUCUUGGGAGAUGCGAUUGCUUACAUAACCGAGCUUCAGAACAAGCUCAAGGGCUUGGAAUCUUCCAACGGGAGGGUGUCGGGAGAGGCGGAAACUCAGCCAAAUACGGAAAGGCCACCCCCUAGCAUCGACAUCCAAGCUGGCGUAGGCGAAGUAACGCUGAAGGUGAGCUGUCAGCUCGAUGCUCACCCCGUGUCGAGUUUCGUUCGAGCAAUCAAGGAUGCUCGGGCGACCAUAGUAGACGCAAAAUUUGCCUCCGGGAGCGAGAAAGUGUUCCAUACCUUUGUCGUCAAAUCAGAUGCACCAGAGCGGCUAACCAAGGAAAAGCUGCUCGGAGCGAUGUCGCGCGAUCAGCAGCAGCCGUAGUCGGUCGGGUAAAUACCGGUAUUUAAUGUUUUUUACAAAAUAAUUAGGCAGUGAGAACCAAUAUGGAAAUCUUUUGCAGAUAUUAUUGUUAGGAAAACAAAGUCUUUAUCUGUUUAUAGUAUAGAUUUGUUGUAAGAACAUAGCUUUCAAGAUUUAUUGAUUUGUUAAGUUCAAUUCAAUUAUGACCUAUAUUUUCUCAAUUUCAAACAUCGUUUCCUUUGUCA